GUAUUUUAGUCGGUAUACACGCGUUACCGCGUAAUUUGUUGAGAAUUCUACGAUCUGUUUUUUAGAGAGUUUACGAGGCUAAUUUGUCGUCUUCUCUCAUAAUUAUACCAUAGGGAUUGCUACGGUUAUACUACCAAUUUAAAAAGCCUUCAAAAUAAUGAGUUUUAACAGUGAAAACAACUUAUUUAAUUUAAACACGUAAUAGUAAAUAGUAGUGUCACGUGUGUUUCGCGGUCACGAGAAAACAAGUCAAUUGACGUAAAGAAACCGAGUGGGCUCUAAUUAAAAACAUUGCAAAAUAAUUUUCGAUGUGAGUGCCAGUGACCUUAUUACGUAAAUAAACGUGCCAACUGCACGACUGAUCGAUGGGACGUACACAAAAUUAUCGAUAUACAAGAUAAGUUGAUAAAGUUAAAUAGAUACGUGAUAGUUUAAUACGUGGGUAUCGUUGUUCGACAGUCAGUGGUGUUUCGAUUGUUGUCUUAGUUUUACGGAGGAAAGAUAAUAGCAAAAUGUGUUGCGGGUGUAUAUGCAGUCUCCUGUGCAAAGUUAUCAGUGCGAUAAUAACGCUACUCUUCGUUGUCGCUAUCAUAUUGUUGAUAUUGUGGGCAGUUGGAGUUGUAUUUGUAUCCGACAGUGAUAAGUCCCGUGAAGAAGUGACACGCUUGUUCGGCGGCGGUGCCUAUCGUCCUGUAUGAUACUUCAACUUCUCAGAAUAAUGUAGAUCGAUAACAACGUGCGGAAUCUACUAUUUUAUGGAGGGGUGCUUAUUUAUAUAAUUAUUUUAUGAUUAUCACUAGUAUUGCUAUUUUAUAAUGAAUAACAUCUGCAGGUAUUAUUUUUACUUUGCUUGUAUAUAUAAGUAAGAAAAGACUAUUUUAUAUUUAAAAACUAUUGUUAUUUCAAGAAGAUGGUUAUUGUAAUUGUAUACAAAUUAAGUAUUUCUCUUCUGUUAAAAUAAUAAUACGUAGAAAAAAUAUUAUUUAAGGUAUAUACAUUGUUGAAUUCCGAACCCACAAUCUCUAAAGAUCUUAUUGUAUAUUUACGAAAAUAUAUUCAUGAGAUGCUAUUGUAAGCAAGUAACCCACACAGGCUUUCGAUUGUUCGAAGAAUACGCUGAUGUUGAGUUCUAUUGCUGUUCUCUUCUUCGUCCAUUAACUUCUUCGGACACCUUCACAUUCCUCGUCUUUCAAUAUACUAUGAUAGUUUCUUUUAGAUUCUUCUACUUUGGAGAUUGGGUUCCUGGUAUGUCAUCUACCAUCAACCAAAUCAUAUAGUAAUAACACAAAGUUAUACGGAUGAAAUAUUUCAUUCUUCUAUGUAUACGUUAACAGCGCUGGACUAUUGUGAUUAGUUCGAUGUGCCCUAAGAGGCUUAACAGACGGCAUAUAUUAUAUACGCCGAUGACGCGAUUCAAUUGCGUGUAAAACACACAGUAAAUAUCGAGAACUGUCUACAAAAGUACGUAAUAAUAGCACGCACACCUAUCAAAAUUCUUUACCCUCCUUCAGGGGCCUUAUUCUCUAUCCCGCACGUUAUUUUAACAGUGCAUAACAAGCACGUAACACAACGCGUCAUGUUUAGGACUAUAGAAAUUCGACUUACAGAAUACCAUUCCACGCACAUUUCUCGAAGAUAACAUGACACGGCCGCGUUACGCGUUUACACUAUCAUAUAGAAUAAGGGCCCAGCAGGGUAAGACGCGCGUUGUCAGCGCGUCUAAAAUACGCCGUCUGUAUAAACCCUAAAGAGAAAAGAAACUUGUGAUUCUGUAAUAAAAAUUUAAAACAAAUGUCUUUGGUGUGUUGUUUUCUUUUUGUCUUUGUCAGUGUGACUUUGUCAUAACGUAGAAAUAAGUAGCUAAGAAGUGAAUUAUCCAUUUUCUGAUGUAAUUCCAUAAUCCUCUAGUUUAAUGGUGUGUGACCCAAUAAAAAGUUGGCAAGAAUCUACCCCACUGUAAUCAAUGCCGGCUUAGAGGCUUAAGCUGUAUUUCUUUCAAUGUGCCAACUUUUGAUAGUAUUUCCUAAUCGUAAGUUUACGAAACUCAAUUGGAGUGUAAUUAAAAUGUGUUGCGUGGUGGGCCUUGUUUGGCAACUAAUUACACUAAUAUUCAGCUUAGCCGUGGCAAUCCUGUUAGUUUACGGCGUAAUAUAUUUAAUUAGAACAAUGGCGUAAGAAGUUAAGCGCAGAGCCGGCAAUUAUAGCCAGUAUUGAUAACGAACACAGUUGGUUUGAAUUAAUGCAAAUAUAUGACAAAAUAUGCGACUGUGUCGAUCUGUUCAACAAUAUUUACCCGGGACAGGUGUUCAUAAUGUUCAAUUCGUGGUUGUUGUGCACAUUGUUGAUUAUAUGCCGGUCGCUAUCACCCACUGUAAAGUACUCUGAUAUUAUUUUAAGCGAUAUAUUCGUAUAUACUAACUUAAACAUACGUCCGUUGAUGUUGGCGAAAAUGAGUGAACUUUUUAUGGAACAAAGAAAGAGAACUCUUAAAAUACUCCUGAAUAUUAUAACAUACAACGAUUUAGAAUAUGUAGAAUAUACACAGCAGCUGGAGACCAUGUUAGACCUGGUAGAGACUAGGAAAUGGGAAAUAUCGGCCAACGUGUUCACAGUGGAUGUAUCAACCGUCCUCAACUUCGCGGGACGCAUAAUCUCUUACACAGUACUUAUGAUACAAUAUUUUUAUAUACAUGUGUUUGUAAAAUAAAUCGUAAUACAUGAAUGUUAUUAAUGCUACAAUGCAGUAUAUACUCAACUAUUAAAUAGGUAUAAAUAUUUCAUUUUUAUCUGUAUACACGAAAUAAUUGUUAAAGGUGAGAAAUAUUUCAAUAUACUUUAUUUUUGGAUUUUGAACGCAGCUACAUAUCAUCUGCAAUACGCAAUAUGUAUUUCCCGUUUAUAACAAAAUAUCCAACAAAAGUGAAAUCCAAAAAUUGUUUGAAACUGUAUUUUGCUGGGGGCUUCGCCCACGUGGAAUAGUUUUUCCGGGUUUAAAAAAGAGCUUAUGUCCCUCCCAGAUCUCAAAAUAUAUCCAUACUAAAUUUCAUUGAAAUCCGUUAGGUAGUUUUUGAGUUUAUAGCAUGAAAACAGAUAAACGCAGCAGGGGACUUUGUUUUAUAUGUAAAAAUUAAUAUGUAUAAUAAAAACUAAACAAUACGUUUAAAUGACGUUUGUGCAUAAAACAACAGUAAUCUCAGCAUACGACAAUUUCAUUCGCAUUUAAAUUUAUGUACAAGUGAGAGUGUUCCAGCAUAUUUCCUCUGGGAGUCAUGAAACUCGGGACAAAAAUAUGAAGUUCUCUCCCUAGUUGGGCACGGUGUACAUUGUCCAUACCAGAUUACAAUUGUGUUAUUGUUUGUGUUCCAGCUUUAAAUAUUUCAUCUUCUGAACAAGAUUUUUCAUACGUAAUCGUGGUAGGUAUACAAUAUACAGGGUGGAUUUAAACAAGCCAGUAAGGGCAGCUACCUUAACUGCCGUAGUUACAAAACAACUUUCUUAGGACACUGUCUAUUUUUAAAGAGAUUAAUAUCUGCGUUAAUAGAUUUCGAAAAUAUCUAAUCAGCAAAAAAAUCUUCAAUUUAUACAAAAACUUUUAUUGAUGUCAAUCCCUGUUGAUUAAAAUACUUUAUGACCAUUAGAGUUUUGAGUACUUUUUAGGUCAGAAAUUGAAAAAAACAGAGAAAAUUUACGCCUUCGGGAAGAAAAGGUGUGCAGUAUUUUUAUUAUUAAGUUGACUUUGUAUUACUGACUUGUUAUUUGCUAGUAAUUCCAUCAAUGUCAUGCACAGGAUAAUAAUGCAACUUAUGGUACGUUUAUUGUAAAUAAAAAAAUGUGUUUUUGCUUUUUGCAAAAAAAUAUGUCCGAAACAUAGUUUGUGAAUUUCAUGUUUCAUUUAUAAAUGUGAUUGUUGUUUGAAUAUCAGUAAAAGGGAUUGGGAAUUCAAUACGAACAUGACAAAAUGUGCUUUCAAUUAUAAAAUAACUUCGUAAUUGAAUAUCAUUUAUGCUAAUUGAAUAACAAGCGUUAUCGUGUUCCGGCAUUGCAUAUUAUUUAUCGAAUUAGAUUUAAUGAAAGGUUAUUCUAAUUUAAAUUACAAUUCAGUGUUUAUUUUCUUUUUGUGGUAUAAGCAUGAAGUUGACAUUUCGACGCCUUCCGCUUGUCACUCUGACAUAUUUAUCUAUAUAUAUAAAAAUCAAUUGCUGUUCGUUAGUCUCCCUAAAACUCGAGAACGGCUGAACCGAUUUGGCUAAUUUUGGUUUUGAAUUAAUUGUGGAAGU
This is a messenger RNA of Manduca sexta (tobacco hornworm), 4277 nucleotides long. RefSeq lists its product as uncharacterized. Gene Ontology annotation, cellular component: membrane. The transcript has 9 exons. The record is from RefSeq and is a predicted model, not a curated record. NCBI's taxonomy places the organism in Eukaryota, Metazoa, Arthropoda, Insecta, Lepidoptera, Sphingidae. Bases 2240 to 2707 code for a protein of 155 amino acids. Gene Ontology annotation, biological process: sensory perception of taste.